UGUUUUACAGACAGUCGUUGUUUUCCAUUCGCGUAAUAUACAUAUAAUUACUCUUAAUUAGUUGAAGUGAUUCUGUAUAAUACUGUAGAUAGUAAAUAGUACUGUUCUAACGUAGAGCAUCGGAAAUCUAUUUGAACUCAAGUAGUAUAUAAAAAUUUCCAAUUAGCUUGAUUAAGAGUAAAUGGAGAACCCAAAAUUUAAAAAUGAUGACGGCUGUAAUGUAGAGAUAAAUGAUCAAGAUAGAGAAUACCACGUUGGUUAUUAUAGUGUAAAUCUUAUUUACAAAUGUCCACACACGUUUUUGGAUUGCAUUUCAAAGAAACUAUACAUUCUGCAUUGGCUACCCGAGUAUUCCAUGGGUAAUUUUUUUGGUGAUUUACUAGCUGGCCUGACAAUUGGUUUAACUGUUAUACCUCAGUCAAUGGGAUUAGCUGGUAUUGCUGGAGUACCAGCUCAAUUCGGCCUUUACAGUUCAUUCAUCAGUCCAAUAGUAUACGCGUUUAUGGGAACCAGUAAAUCAGUUCCUAUGGGUCCAUCAGCUAUUGUGGCUCUAUUAACCUAUAAUACGAUUCAAGAUCAAGGUCCAACAUAUGCUACUUUUCUGUGCUUUAUUACUGGAAUCAUUCAAAUAUUGAUGCAUUUCACUGGCAUGGCGAUGCUAAUGAAUUUCAUAUCUGUACCAGUCACUACAGGUUUCACAACAGCGGUUGGAAUUCUCAUAAUUUGUUCACAAAUUAAAGACUUAACGGGCAUCAAAGUUCGUGGUGCCACACUAAUACAAAUGGUGCAAUCAUUGACUAAAGAUAUAAAAAAUGUCAAUGUUGAAAAUUAUACAGAUACAGUUAUAGGUGUAUCAUGUAUUCUUACACUGCAAGUUUUAAAAAUGUUAAGCAAUAUACAUGUUGGUAUAAAGAAUCAAGAACAAAAAAUGUCAAAACACAAUAUUUUAAUUAAAAUACUAUGGAUGAUAGGUGCUUUUCGAAAUUUAUUUGUAGUAAUAGUAUGUUGUUUUAUUAGUUAUUACUAUAUAAAUUAUUCAAAUCAUACUGUAAAAGCUUCUAGUUCACGUCCUAUUUCAUUUAAAAUCAUUGGCAAGAUACCUUCUGGCCUUCCUCAACUAAAAUGGCCAGAAUUUAAUAUCAAUGUAGAUAGAAAAGAAGAAGGAUUUAUUAAAAUAGUCACAAAUAUGGGUUUUGGCAUUAUUGUUGUUCCACUAAUCUCGAUGUUAGAGAGCAUAUCACUUAGUAGAAAAUUCGCUGAUGGAAAUGCUGUAAACACAAGUCAAGAGUUUUUGGCGAUAGGUCUCUCAAAUAUAGGGAGCUCAUUUGUCCAAGGAUUUCCUGGGUCAGGAGCUUUAGCAAGAGGCGCACUAAACUAUUCAAGCGGAGUGAAGACCCCAUUAGGAGGAUUAUAUACAGGAAUAACUGUAAUGGUAGCACUUAUAUUUCUGACGCCAUAUUUUUAUUACAUUCCAAAAGCAUCACUAGCCUCUGUAAUAAUUGCUGCAUCAUUUUCGAUGAUCGAGAUUGAACCAAUAAAAAUAAUUUACUAUUCAAAAAAAAAAGAUCUCAUUUUUGUUUUUGUAACAUUUUUUGCAUGCCUAGUUUUUCCGUUAGAAAUAGGAGUACUUUUUGGUAUUUUUCUCAACAUAGGGUUUAUAUUAUCAAGUGCGGCAAAACCAAAAAUAUCAAUAGAAAUUCAAAAGACCUCAAACGAUGUAAAAUAUUUGUUGUUGACUCCGGAUAGAUAUCUAAUUUUUCCUUCCACUGAGAAUGUAAGAAAACUUAUAACAGAAUAUGAUAAUAGUGGAGAGCUUUCAAUAGUAAUUGAUGGUUCAAGAAUAUUUGAAGCUGAUUUUACAACUGCAAAUGUUUUUUCAACAAUAUCACAUGAUUUAUCAAGAAAAGGUCAAAAAAUGUACAUGUUCAAUCUUAAACCUAGUGUUAUCAGAGUAUUUGAUGGCAUUAAUGACAGUCAUAUUAUUUUUUGUAGCAAUAAACAAGAAUUAGAAGAAAUAAUUGACAGUAAUGAAGUUCAGACUACUAUAAUGUAAAUUUAAAAAAAUAAUUCAUAAAUAAAAACAGGAAUUAAUUUUUACGCUUAUAUUUUAAAAAUAUUAAGUUUAACUUAAAUAGUUCAAAUUGUACAAUUAUGAUUUUAAUUUCAAAAUAAAAAGCAUCUAUAUUUGAUAAAAUUUUUCUAUUUAAAAAUAAACUUAUUUUAUUAGGUAUUUUACAUUAUUUCUCAUGUUAAUGUAACUCGUAAUAGUGAAGCAACGCUUAAAAUGAGUUAAAUGUUUGAAAUAAAAUAUCACAGUAGCACUCUAUUUUGUUAAAUAAUUUUAAUGGAAACCGUUAAAAAACUUUUAAAAUUUUUGACUGAGGUAUAAAAUGGUAAUAAGUAGUCUAAAAUAUAUUGAUAAAAAAAAAGUAAUAAGUUAUUUAAUUGUAUUUAUAGC
Daktulosphaira vitifoliae (grape phylloxera) is the source of this 2458-nucleotide messenger RNA. Its product is annotated as sodium-independent sulfate anion transporter-like. Gene Ontology annotation, biological process: transmembrane transport. Gene Ontology annotation, cellular component: membrane. The coding region runs from base 182 to 2053 and encodes 623 amino acids. Lineage: Eukaryota; Metazoa; Arthropoda; Insecta; Hemiptera; Phylloxeridae. The record is from RefSeq and is a predicted model, not a curated record. The transcript is spliced from 12 exons. Gene Ontology annotation, molecular function: secondary active sulfate transmembrane transporter activity.